AUGGGCAUUAUCCGUGUCAGCUCGCACGCUCUACGAAAACUCUCAGCCAGCAACAGGAAAGCUUGUCGCAGCUAUUCUUCUCAUGUUUCUCAACCACUUUACAAGACACAACAAGGUGUUGUCCUAGGACAGGCACAGACCCAGUCCAACGGCUGGGUUAUACCUGCAGCACUGGCUAUCGUAGGUUUAGGAGUGUCUACGUUCUCCACCCAACAACUGGUGUCUGGCACCGACACCAUCAAGAUGUUCUCCUCACACACAACAGCCAAACAAUAG
Molecule: messenger RNA, 276 nt
Organism: Candidula unifasciata
Lineage: Eukaryota; Metazoa; Mollusca; Gastropoda; Stylommatophora; Geomitridae
Source: the annotation of a GenBank genome assembly